AGCGAACUGGAGCAGAGCAUUCAGGCAGGCUCACCCUCCCAGUCCCCCAAACCGGUUAUUCUAACUACAGUCCCCACAAUCCUCUGAACGCGAAACCACUCGGCUUUCUGCGGCUCGCUUGAUUUUGUCAGCGCUGGUCUGCAGCAGGAAGGGAAAAUGCUGCUUAAAUAAUAAUGUACAAAGCUUUGAAUGUAACGCCGAAUCCACAGCCGCCCGAAUAAUGAGCGCAUUAGAAGAUGACUAGCAUAAUGGCUGUUGAAGCUUUCCACUGCAACCUUAGGCAGAAUGGCAUAGACCACCAGGUGUGCACAGAGGAAGUGACCUCACACCUGGAGGAAGAGUCUGUGCAUCAAAACCCAGGCCUGAAUGACCGAAGCCCCGGCUUCCAUGACCCGAGGGGGAGUCCCAGACAUCAGCAGGUGUCCGAAACUGAUGGCACAAAGCCAGGAACUGUGAAGCUGACCAAACCGGUGGCCCUCUGGACCCAGCAGGACGUAUGCAAGUGGCUGAAAAAGCACUGUCCGCACCAGUAUCAGAUCUACAGCGACUCCUUCAAGCAGCAUGACAUCACAGGCCGGGCUCUCAUGCGCCUGACAGAUAAGAAGCUAGAGCGCAUGGGCAUCAUCCAGGAGGGCCAGCGCCAGUGCAUCCUGCAGCAGGUGCUGCAGCUGCGCGUGCGGGAGGAGGUGCGCAACCUUCAGCUUCUCACGCAAGGGAUGCCCGUUUUACACUCGAUGCCGUCUCUACAUCAGAGGACUGUGUUUGAAAUGUGGGGGUAUCAAUGCUGCCGUUCCUGCCCCCAGUGA
Molecule: messenger RNA, 806 nt
Organism: Paramormyrops kingsleyae
Lineage: Eukaryota; Metazoa; Chordata; Actinopteri; Osteoglossiformes; Mormyridae
Source: RefSeq, a predicted model, not a curated record